UGCUCAAACACGUCAACUUCAAGUGGGCUUAAUGGAAAAUUCAUGUCUUCAGUGUAAUUGGGCUCAAUUCCUUUUACCGUCCCAAGGCCCAUGAGUGGAGAUGACCGUCGACUCUGCGUGCGUCCAGCUUUGGUCACUUUCUAACGCCGUUGUCGUAGUCCUCUCCCAAUUCAACAUUCAAUCUGUAAAUUCUAGGGUUCAUUGCCCCGCCAUCGGUUUCUAAAGGAACCUACAAAUUCAAUGCCCAGCUUGGAUGGGCUGUAAGAGUGCCACUGCGGGUGAUUCUGACCGUUAUGAAGCUGCGGAGGUGCAGAGCAUGGUCAAGCUCGAGGAGCUGGGUUCAUGCUGCGUGUACUUCCAGCUGCCGUGGAGCUUGAAAAUGCCGCUUAUGGCCCACGGCAUAUGUACAGACUCAAAUUUCGCAACUAUAGGCUCUGCGGCAGUUAUCUCAUCCUCAGCAUCUGCGUUGCCGAACUAUUGAUCGUGGGUUGGGGAGUUUCCUAGGACUCCGCAGAUGUUGCGUUCGUGGGUGAUGUGCAGCUUAUUUAAGUACCGCAACUGCUGCCUUUCUCAAAAAAAAUUCCCUCCCAACCAGCAGCAAUCAGACUACUGCUCUCCUUCCUUUUUUGCGUUCAGGUAUGGAAACCUUCUCUGUUUCUCCAAAUUCUCUAUUUCCAUUACCCAGAAAUCAUCAACUUAUUUGUGUAUUGGUUAUUGAAUUUUGCCGCUGAAGAAGAUGGACCUCCAAGGCAUGCGCGACCUUGACACGGAGAAGCAGAUAUGGUCGGGUCCGUGUCGCGUUUCUCGCCUCUGGCUUGGUGUUCAUGUCACCACCGACAAAGUCCUCCACCUAGACCUCAUCCUGAUUGACACAAAGGGAAACGAUAUUUGGGUACACAUCCCACCGCUGUUGCAAGAAAAAUUCAAACGCCUGCUGAAGGAACAACAUGUCUAUAUUAUCAAGAACUGUGAGCUCAAUCCUACAGAAUCGGGGUAUCGGCCAAUUGCUAAUCCCUACAUUAUGUCAUUUUCUCGGAAAACAACUGUUCAGCACGUAUCUGAAGUCCCCUCGAUUCCGAAAUUCAAGUUUACUUUCAUGAAAGCAAGUGAUAUGCCAGACAAAUUUGGGGACACUACCAUUCUUGAAGAUGUUGUUGGCCAAUUAGUUCAGCAUUCAGAUCCAAUCUCAACCUCCAAUAUUACUCGAAAGACCAUACGAAAAGAGUUGCAAGUCAAGCUACUGGAGGGAGAUGUUGUGAAGGUCGUUGUAUGGGGAAGAUUAGUUGAUGCGGUUGAGAAGAUAAUUACUGACCUUCAGAACCAACCAAUUACAUUGGUCAUUACUGCUGUUAUUGUCAACACAUUCAAAGAAGCAUUUUCAUUCUCAUCAUCUGGAUCGACAGUGCUAUAUGCCAAUCUUGAUAUCCCAGAAGUUCGUGCAUUCACAACCAGGGAUGAGCAGCCACAACAACCUGCCUUGGUGGAACCGACACCAGCAAAACAGAUUCCAGUUAUCUCCCUUGCUGAACUUCUCGAGCUACAAGCUGAUCCUGACAUGGAGGAAAUGGUCUUCUCUGUUGAGUGUAAAGUUGUCGGCAUCAAACCAGGGUGGUGCUACAUGGGCUGUCCCAACUGUGUCUUCAAGCCUAUACAACGCCAGGGUCAGUUUUAUUGUGUCCGCUGCAACAAAACUUCACCGCAUAAGGCUGCCAAAUAUCGCAUUCAGAUCGAGGUAGAAAGUGAUUCUAGACCAGCCACAUUCACGAUGUUUGAAUAUGAAGGCAAGCGCUUUUUUGGUGUGAGUGCUGAUCAACUCUUCCACAAAACGGGUCAAAACAGUGACUCGCCGCCUGAGGAGCUGCUUCAGCUGGUGGGGUUGACAAAGAGCUUCACCAUCAAAUUCAAGAUCAAUUUGUAUGGUGAUGGGCUAGCUGAUUUCACUGUGUUGAAGAUUAAAGACCCAACACCACAGGAAAGCGAUUCAACUUUACACAAAGAUGGAUCAUGUUCAUCCAUUACCAGUGGUCUUGAAUCAAGCCUCCCUUCACCUCACCAUUCAGAACAGAUUGGUAGCAAAGAAGCUCCUGAUGAACAAGAUGAAGCAACCCCACCUCCAGACAAGAAACUGAAGACAAAAAUGGUUUAGAUUUACCUUGCUCGAAAAUUGGUUGUACAUAUUAUUAAACAUCUUGCACUCCCAAUGUCUUUCCACCAUCAUUUCGCAACUUCCUAGGACAUUAUAUGCUUUUUAAGCCUUUCAUAUUUGUUGGCAGUAUUAUGUUUACUACUGCUUUUAUGAACUUGGCCCUAGGAGCCUCUUUUGUAUCGAAUUUCAGUUGCGCCAGCCUAUCUCCUUUGGUACAUGAUCCCUUCGUAUGCUGAGUUUUUUCCUGUUGAUUUUCACUACAACAUGAAAAGUCAAUGUGUUUGUACAAUUUUAGGUUGCACAUUCUAAUGUAGAUAGCCUUUUUUGUUUGAACGGAGAUUAUUACUAAUGAUUAAUGAUUAAAAAUUAAACGUAGGGUAUAAUUAAGAUUAAUACCUUUUCAAUUAAUUACUUAAAGUUUCCAUGACUUAAUUUCCGUUAUGAUUAUGUAUUUUACUUUCCUUACCAAGUGCUGAAGUGUGGUAACCCGUGAUUAGCUUAUUUCCUACUGUGGAAUGCUAUUUCUUUCUCUAUUUUUAUGAAACCUGAGAAGAAUGAAUUAAGUCCCUAUUUCUUUCUCUAUUACCUUAAUUUCCGUUAUGAUUAUGUAUUCAGGGCUGAAAUUCCUAUUGGGCUGAAUAUUAAUAAAUUCGAAGCCAGCUUGGGCUGACUAUAACAGACGGAGGCCAGGUAUAGCCCAAUGUGAUUAACCUACAAAUUGUUGACACCCUACGAUCCAUCCCAUCUAUUAUUCCUUUGCCUUUUUUUUUUUCUAGACUUUUCCCCUGCUUUUUGCAUGCUACAGGUGGCAUUCCAUCCCUACAUUUCCUCAACAAGAACUCCAAACGCAGCAACCACUUCAGAACGUGGCCCGCAUCAGUAGGGAGAUUUUAUCCCGCUCUCACACGUUCAACGUUCUAAUAAUUAGAAUGUCUUCCCCAAAUAAUUAUUCAUACUCAGUCUUUAUCAUUGGGUUUUGGUUCCUUCGUCUCUCUCUGAAACCAGCAAACAAUCAAAGUAACUAAGUUGCGGAUCUUCAUUCGAGUUGCAGAUCUUCCUUCAUCAUGUCUUUCGCUGCUAUAUCACAACUAUUACCAACCCUACAAUCAAAGUGUCGGCUGCGGGUUCGCAUUCUGCGUGUAUGGCCAACGCAGAGCAUGGCGGGUGAUACAAUUUAUUGGCUUAAUCUCCUCUUGAUUGACCGUCAGGUAAGCAUGGCGGAUGUUAAUUGUAACAACAUGUUUUCAUAAUGUGAAUCGUAAUCAUCAAGGUCUUUAUUUUUUUAGGGUGCAGAGUGUCAAGGAAUGAUUUUAAAUUUUCAUCUUCCCAAGUUUGACAAGAAAAUUGAAGAAGGAAAAAUAUAUGCUAUUUCCAAUUUUGAAGUUGAUGACGCUCCAAAACGCGAUCGCGUCACCGCUUCCCCCAUAUACAUCACAUUCACUGCAGAAACAGUAGUUGAGGAGUUGGUCGAUGCAAGUGAUAUUAAAAAAUACAGCUUCAAAUUCUUGAAAUCUACCGACUUCGCAACCGCAUACGCGAACGAUCAAUAUUUGUCAGGUUCAACUACUGUAUCCCAUCCUUUGACAAUCAAUGAAUUAAUACAGAGCUUUAUUUUGACCAUGUCUUUGCUUACACGUUCUUUCUCUGCUAUGUGUUCUUUCAGCAUCCUUUACAUGCUCAUACAAAAACUUUAAAUUGUGUGGUCCUUUUUUUCAUAAACACAUAUUAAAAAAAUCCAUUUCCUUUUCGUGUUGCACUCAGACCAGUGAUCAUAUCCUGGCGGCUGGCACAAUGCUUAUACAUUGGACAUUAUUUUUUUGUAUAUUCCCGUAUGAAAAAUGCUUAUUAUUCGAACAAUACAUCCCUUUAUCUUAUCUCAUUACUUGCGAUUUUCUAAUACAAUAUUGUACGUAUGAAAUAUGUUGCUCAUGCCAGAUUUAGUUGGUGAAGUUGACCAUACAGAACCAACCGUCGAAAUAUUUGUUGGAUCAGUCCGUGAAAGGACAAUAACUGUGUACCUAAAAUUGAUAGAGUGAGUCCUCUAACUUUUAUUGUUAUUUGAUGUUCACUUGCAUGUUCCACAUGCUCUAGCAAUAUCACUUUACUUCCUCAUAUCUUUUAGGGGAGCCGUCAUCCGGGUACUACUAAAUGGAUCCUUAAGUCAUGCAUUUGAAGCAUUCAUGGCUCAUCAACCGCAAUCAACGGUGGUUUGUGUACUUACUUCAGUAUACGUGGAGAAAACAUACACAAAUGGUAUUCUUGCUAUAUGGGUUCAUUUGCUGACAAUGGCUAUUGCACAAUUUGAUAUAUGUUUGUUCCGUAUAAAAACAUCUUUUCUUCACCAAGUUACAUCAUCAUUGUCAGGCCAAUAUUACUUUGCAGCAUCCUCGGCAUCCAAGUUAUUUUUCAACUUGAAUCAGCCGUUCUUACACCCAUUUCUCAACCCGUGAGUACAUUUACUUAUGUAAAGAAUUCGUAUACCUGCACAUAGCUAUAAAAAAAUGACUUCGUUAUAUUUAAUUUCUUAUGCCAGACUAAGAAAAGUCAAAUACAUCAUUAAAGAUGACUCCUAUGAAGAAGCCAAAGACCGCGCAAAAAUGUGUACAAUUGCAGAUCUAACUGUAUUGCGCUUUCGUGGAAAAUUGAUGGUGAGAAGUUUUGCAAAUUACAAAUUUUUAUCAUCAUUUCUUCAAUGCUUCCUAUUAAUCAUACAUGAUCAUUAUUUUUACCUUUUUAAUUCAAAUAUUAACUUUUGUAGGGAAAGUACUACAUUGUUUCUGGCCAUAUCCUCGACAUGAAAGUCAUACAGGAAUUCAGCUGCAGGCAAUACUUUGUUCACCUCACUAUAAGUGACAACUUUGCAUCAUGUCCUGUAUAUUUCAAAUCACAUAAAUUUAGAUCGAUUGC
Linum trigynum is the source of this 5053-nucleotide messenger RNA. The record is from the annotation of a GenBank genome assembly. Lineage: Eukaryota; Viridiplantae; Streptophyta; Magnoliopsida; Malpighiales; Linaceae.